AUGGAAACUUAUGAACUAAUCGACAGUGACCCAAAGUUUUCCCGUGUGGUGAGAUACUUUAGACCUUCCGACUACUUAACAUGGGCAUUGGGUACCAUAGGUGCCCCAGGGUUGAUGGUAUUGUUCGAAAAAAUCGAACCUGCCAAAGGAAAUACCUUCAAAAUGCCUCCUCCUAGUAUUAUGAGAAUUGCAACCACGAUUGGGUUUUUUGGUGGUUUCUAUUACGCAUAUACCAGUUCCACCAAGAGGUUCUGGGGUUAUUCUGAAAACGCCAAAGAAGUAGCAAAGGAUAGAUAUGAAGUCAAAAAAGCUUUAUCAGAGAAAAAAUCACCUUAUGGUUCCUCCCUGUUGAACCCUUACCAACAAGACAUGUCCGCUAGAAACUCCACAAACUCCCAGCUUCUGUUGGCAAUUUUCCCCUGGUUCAACGUUGCCAACCACCAAUCUCACGGAAUUGAUCUAAGGAAAUACUAUGAAGUGCGGGAUGGUGAAGAGAACUGGAAUUUCACCCUUCCUCCUCUAGAUCAAGUGAAGGACCUUGAUGUGGCCCAAUACAAAGAAUACUCUAACUAUCCAUAA
This is a messenger RNA of Komagataella phaffii GS115, 579 nucleotides long. RefSeq lists its product as hypothetical. Bases 1 to 579 code for a protein of 192 amino acids. The transcript is spliced from 2 exons. Lineage: Eukaryota; Fungi; Ascomycota; Pichiomycetes; Pichiales; Pichiaceae. The record is from RefSeq and is a predicted model, not a curated record.